This is a messenger RNA of Penicillium odoratum, 474 nucleotides long. RefSeq lists its product as uncharacterized. The record is from RefSeq and is a predicted model, not a curated record. Lineage: Eukaryota; Fungi; Ascomycota; Eurotiomycetes; Eurotiales; Aspergillaceae. The transcript is spliced from 2 exons. The coding region runs from base 1 to 474 and encodes 157 amino acids.
AUGGGGUGUUUCGGACAAGUCUGGAGAUUUAUCAAGGCUCCGUUUACACCAAAGGAAAGAGUGCUUGAAAUUGGUCCCCCAACCAAUUUUCGAAAAGAAGAGACACCGGCUUGCUUCUCGGAUGCGGAGUCAGUUAUAUCGCCCAAUAAAAACGCAGGCGACCGACCUAUUCUGACCAAGGAGCUACAGAGUGUUGAUGUAUCAGAGCCAUCAGGGAUCGAUCACGAUGAGGAACGGCACAACAAUCGAGAUGAAAGAUCUCCAACCACUGAUGGAGGAAAAGAUCCAAGCCCAGGUGCGGGCGAUGAGCGUGGAGGUGUCAAGUCCAGCCUCUUGUCGCGCAUGAAGUGGAGACGAUGGUUCAAGUCGACACCGGUCGACGAUCAGGAAGGCCUUGAGAUACGAGCCCUGGAUAGAAGUGCGGACACGACUGUCGACGGACAGCUUGACGCAACUUUGGAUAGAUCUGGUUGA